AUUUGGUUCGUGAUCGGUACGCCCCUCUUCGAACGCCUGAUACUAUUUAUUACGGCAAUAUCUGCAGGCUCACCAAGGUACUGCCGUAAUCCAGGCACGGCGAUUUUCUUCGACCUGCCUGCCAUGGUGGGUGGCAGAGGUCAGGCACUGCCAGCCCCAGCCAUGCCCAGCCUGGCCGGCAGCCAUACGAACCGACUUUUAAGCAUAAAGAUGGCAAAGCUAAAUUUGCGCCUCACUCCGGAUGUUUAAUUCAGCCUUAGACCGCUGGAUCCAAUAAUAGGAACAGAUACGCCCCCAACGCCAGCGCGUGGCGCAAAUGUUGCCCGUCAAGCAAUACGACUGCAUCCAGCUGCCGAACAUGUGAUGGCACCAGCCACGACGCCAUCGCUUGAACUAUUAAUAUGACUGGCCACGUCAAGGCUCGUCAAGGCUUAGGGCUGAUUCUACAAGGCCCCCAUAGCCUUGAUCCAAUCAAUCGGCGUUAGCACUAUAUUUGGGGUCCUGAUGCUUGCAAGAUGUAUUCGUAUAGGGUAUAGCCAGGCUGACGGAGUUGUGACGCCACACAACGCUGUAAUCCGAAAGAACGGCUUCUAGCCCUUCACAUGGAGCGAACAAUACAUUUACAACAUGAAUGGCGGCCUCACUGAGCGUGAGGGAAAAGGGGUAAGAAAAGUAUAAAAAGGACAAGUUGGUCUACCUUGCUUGAAGGAAUACAACACGGCACAAUACAAUCAACACUCUCUUCUCUUACUAUUCAUUCACUUUUACACCAGAACAAAAAAGUCAAUCGUUCAUCAUGUUUGUCAAGUACAUCAUCAACUACAUCGCUCUUUUGGCUGCCACUGCUUCUGCUGGUGCCUUUGACCCAUUGGCCAUUUCUGAAUGCGGCACGCCUUCUCCCAGCAACGAACAUCUAUCUGCCCUCCAGGAAAUGGCGGCGAAUGAGACAAUCAUGGCGGAUAGCGAUUUCGCUGCUCAGGCCGUCAUCACCAUCCCCACGUAUAUCCACGUGGUUGCCUCCUCUAACAAGGUUGCUGAUGGAUACAUCAGUGCCGCAACUGUCAAGGAGCAGUUUAAGAACCUCAACAAUGGUUACAAGAACACCGGCUUCCAGUUCUCUCUCAAGGGCACCGACUGGACCAUCAACCAGCAGUGGGCGUCCAAUGGCAACGACCUGGCCAUGAAGAAGAAGCUUCGCAAGGGCAACUACAAGACUCUGAACCUCUAUUUCCAAAAGGACCUUCAGGGUCUCAACGGGUACUGCUAUUACCCAGCCAAGGUCACCCCCAACACUGAUGCGUUCUUCCGUGACGGAUGCAACGUGCUCACUGCUACAGCUCCCACCGGUACCACCGCCACCCAUGAGGUUGGCCACUGGAUGGGCUUGCUGCACACCUUUGAGGGAGAAUGUAACGGCGCUGGUGAUAUGGUAGCGGACACUCCUGCUUGCAAGAAGAGCUGGGCUUGCCAGCCAGGCCAGGAUACCUGCCCCAACCGUCCGGGCAAGGACGCCAUCAACAACUUCAUGGCCUACGGAUCUUGCCGCACUACCUUUUCCAAGGGACAGGCUGUCCGUAUGAAGAGCUCCUGGAACAAGUACCGCGCCUAAGCUAGUUUGUAUAUUCCACUAUGCUGUUUUGUGCGUGCUCGUCUCACAUGCAGGCCAGUGGGUGGGCAACCUCUAUUCAUUCACUUAGUUUUCAACUGAUGCUUUGUACGCGGGUACAUUACACACUCAUUCUUAUGAUGGCAUUCAGCAUUCAUUUACCAUAUUCUACUAUAACGCUCAUUAACUAGCACACUCAUUGAUU
Messenger RNA from [Torrubiella] hemipterigena, 1811 nucleotides. The record is from the annotation of a GenBank genome assembly. Lineage: Eukaryota; Fungi; Ascomycota; Sordariomycetes; Hypocreales; Clavicipitaceae.